GUGAGCGUACAGUCUACUCUUGCAGGACUGCUUUACUUUUUCCUCAAUUGAAUUACAACGGUUAUGUUCGAGGAUUACCACGGUCAUACUCCACUGUCCCCCAAAAGAAAUUACUGUUUUUUUACAUUUUUCUGGGGCACAUGAACGAUUCAAAUACGCGUGAAUCUCAAGUCUUCUGCUACCUAAAUUUUUCUAUGGGUACGACACGUACAUCUCUCACUAUAAAAAUGCUUGUGCUCAAGGGUUGAGGUUGUCUUUCCAAUUGAUGCAGUCGAGAUAAUCGCGCUCGACUAUCUUGACGAUCUACUGCAUCACCAAUGGAGAGUAGAAGAGACCAUGGGCCUCAGGCCACAAAGUCCUUCGACUAUCGCUCUUCUUCCUCGUUCCUCUUGGUUUCAGUUUUGGGGAUGGGAUUCUUUGGCUACAAUGCCCAAACAGCAGCUUCAAGGGCAGGCAACAAUCCAUGGAUCAAUGUCUUCUUCAUUUUCACCUUCUUGAACAUGGCCUUCCUUGAUUUCCUCUUGGUUUUGCACUCAGGCAAGCCUGAAGCCUUUGAGAGGAGGAGUUCCCUCAAAUUUGCCACCCUCGGGUCCAUAAUUGCACUGACCUUUGCUUUCUUGGUGUACUUGUGGAUCAGUGUUCCUCCUGCCUUGGAAUGGGUAGUUUGGGUUGCCUGUGGUAUAACUUUGUUGAGUGGUGUCGGCAUGGCUUUCAUGUGUAAGAGCCUCAAGGAGACUACUUUGGAUGAAAAGCCCAAAUGAGUGGAGGGUGCUUCUAAGAUGUGAUAAGAGAGAGAGAGAGAGAGGAGAGAGAGAGAGAGUCCUUGUCACCAUGGUUAUGGAUGAUAUGAACUUGGGUGUCGGUGUUUGUGUGUGAGGAUAGUUGUAUUAGCUAAGCGCAACUCUGAAUCUUGAUAAACUUGGUACUUCAGAGGUUGGAAUGUUUUUUUUUCUUUUAAUGAAGUCUCUCCCAUAAGUACCUAAUGACUUUUCUACAGUGUUGCAUGGGUGGUAUUUGUUCUGGGUCAGAUUGUCUAGUAUGUGAAGCUAAAGCAUAUAUUGUAACAUGCAUUGGAUGUGAGAGCAAAUUUUGCAAUAAAUAUUGCCAAAUAA
This is a messenger RNA of Amborella trichopoda, 1112 nucleotides long. The record is from RefSeq and is a predicted model, not a curated record. NCBI's taxonomy places the organism in Eukaryota, Viridiplantae, Streptophyta, Magnoliopsida, Amborellales, Amborellaceae.